AUGGAAAACACUGGUAUGUUCGUGAAAAGACCAUCUGCUGGUGAAACCGAAGACGACAUUCUGGCUAUGCAAGCUGAAUGGGAGGCUAGCCGAACUCGAUCUAACAAGGCAUCUGUGCAGAUUCACCGGGUCAAGAAGGGCCCACCAGCUCAAAAGCCUUCGCCAAAGAAAUCGCCAGUAGCAAGUUCAACCUCUUCCAGAGCUUUUCGAGAAGGAGGUUUGUGGAGGGUAAUUGCUCUCGAAGCAUGUCGCUUUGUAAUUGAUCUUGAAAAGAUAACAGAAGAGUGGUCAAAUCGCGUGUUAUUCGAUGUUGAGGAACGGAAUUCUGAUUGGCUGAAAUCGGAUCACCGCGAUGAACUUGCGCGACAAAAACUCGAAAAGUUACAGUAUUCUGCAGAUGACGGCUUCCCGGAAGAACGACGCUGUGGGAGAAAUCGUUCUGCAGGAACCAAAACCGCUUUGAUUUGCGCUGAAUGCUCGAUCGACUACGAACUUACUUCGAUACCGGAUGAACCAGUGCCUAGCGAAGACGAUAAUUUCGAGCUGGAAAAUGACAAAUAUCUGGCUAGUCUUGAUGAAGGGAAGAUCAAUGAACUCAAGAUGGAAAUCGCUGAGAAAAUAGACAAAAAUACCAUCGCGUUCUUAAAAGAUCGACACAAGAAGAAGUCGAAGGCAGCAGACUCGAAGCCAAGAGUGUCCAAGUUCAAAGCAUCUCGUGCAACUGCAGUUCCUUUGAAACCACCGUUUGCGGAGGAAUUGAAGGAAUCGCAACCAGAAGCCCCACCACCACCCCCUGUUGUGCAGGAUAUGCUUGACCAGCUUGAGGUUUUGGAAGAGUUUGCCGAUCGAAGCGAUCAAGAAAAAUACAAUAGGCUUGCGACUGAUGCCUUCCAACUAGACUUUACUACGAAAUGCUUGCGUAGUGUUGCUCCUCGUCAACAAAAGAAUGCCGUGAAAUUAUUUGACAGUUGCAAAAUAGCUACAACAAGCCGUGCAGACCCUCUCCUGGAACUUGCGCGAUCACGAAUCGACAACAUCAAGGAGCUUUAUCUCGAAGAAGUGAAGUCUGGUGAACAGACGUUUUUCCAAUUCGCGAAUGGAGUUAACCCCUUGGUCGACGGCUCGUGGACAUUAGUUCCUGUACGUCGAGUUCUGGACGCUAUGACACAGAUAUUGUUCGCCUUGCCCUUAUUAUGGACCCUUCUAUUGCAUGACGAAAGGCUAACAGCUUUUCUGGCGUUUGCAGAGCCUAAUGACGUUUACGUUCGUUUAGCGGAAGUUUUAUUGAUCGGUCCGGAAGUAUUGGCCGAUGAUGUGAUCGCGUCGUGCUAUUCGCGUAUUCUAAGUGGUUAUGUUCAAAAGGCGGCGAUCGAAGGUCGUCUUUGCCUUCGGAUGGAUAGUCGUGUCGCUGGUCUGGAUGCGUUCAUGCCUUUGUGG
Molecule: messenger RNA, 1437 nt
Organism: Cooperia oncophora
Lineage: Eukaryota; Metazoa; Nematoda; Chromadorea; Rhabditida; Trichostrongylidae
Source: the annotation of a GenBank genome assembly